Molecule: messenger RNA, 2046 nt
Organism: Entrophospora sp. SA101
Lineage: Eukaryota; Fungi; Glomeromycota; Glomeromycetes; Entrophosporales; Entrophosporaceae
Source: the annotation of a GenBank genome assembly
AUGGCAUUACCCAUAAAAUAUGCUAUUGAACUACCAAACACAAAAAAACCAGGACAAACCGGCAUUUAUCGUAAUAUUAAUUCUCAAGAAAAAAUCACGGAUGUUCCUAGUACAGGAGUAAGAACUUUAUAUGAAAACUUUGAGUACGCACUUAAAACUUGUGGUGAUAACAAUUGUAUUGCACAUAGACCAUAUAAUAAAUUAAAUAGAAAGUAUGGAUUAUAUGAAUGGCAAACUUAUAAGCAAGUUGGUGAACGUCGUUCAAAUUUUGGAUCUGGACUUUUACAUUUAAGCGAAACAGUCGUAAAGAAUAAUAAAAAUCAACAAUGGGCUGUCGGUAUUUAUUCUGUAAACAGACCCGAAUGGUUCAUUACCGACCAGGCCGUUGUUUCUUAUAAUCUUAUCACUGUUGCGUUGUAUGAUACGCUUGGACCGGAUUCUGUCGAAUAUGUGAUAAAUCAUGCCGAGAUUCCUAUUAUUGUUGCAACAGCAAAUCUAAUUCCUAGUUUGAUUCAAUUAGCAUCAAAAAUUCCCGUAUUGAAAGUUAUUGUUUCGAUGGAUGAUUUGGAAGAAGAUGCACCAGUUCCUAUUGGUGGCACGACAACAGGAAAAAUAUUGAAAGCAUGGGCAGCAGACCAGGGUAUAUUACUGGUUGAUUUUAAAGAAGUUGAAAAGAUUGGAAGAAAACAUAGGAGAGAUCAUACCCCUCCUUCACCUCAAGAUAUUGCUUGUAUUUGUUAUACUUCUGGUACUACUGGUCUACCCAAGGGCGUUUUACUCACUCAUGCAGGUUUUAUUGGUGCAAUUUCUUCAUGUCAAUAUUGUUGGUCAGGAACCUCUGAUGAUCUUGCACAUAUUAUGGGAAGACUUAUAGAAAUAAUGAUUGUUUUAUUUUGUGGAAGUAUUGGAUACUUUAGAGGAGAUGUGUUCACACUUGUCGAAGAUAUGGCUUUACUCAAACCAACAAUAUUUGUAUCAGUACCCAGAUUACUUACACGUAUUUAUGCCAAACUUCGAAUGAAUACGGUGGAUGCAACCGGAAUCAAAGGAACCUUAUCAAAAAAAGCUGUUGCUGCAAAACUCUAUAAUCUUGAAAAUUUUGGAAGCGUUACUCAUCCAUUCUGGGACACAAUUCUGUUUAAUAAAAUCAAAGCAAUAAUAGGUGGUCGCGUAAGAUUAAUUCUGACAGGCUCAGCUCCUAUAUCUCCAGAAGUUCUACAGUUUUUAAGGAUUGCUUUUGCUUGUGAUAUUGGCGAAGGUUACGGUCAGACUGAAGGAAUUGCAAUGGCUACUUUGACUACCAAAGGAGAAAACAAAGCAGGGCAUGUUGGUGGACCUGUAAGUUGUGUAGAGAUAAAACUUGUAGAUGUUCCAGAGAUGGAUUAUUUAUCGACUGAUAAACCUUAUCCACGCGGAGAACUUUGUUCCCGUGGCACAAGUUCAUUUGUCGGUUAUUAUAAAGAUGAAGCCAAAACCAAGGAAACUAUUGAUCAAGAAGGGUGGGUUUAUACAGGUGAUAUAGCUUCGAUAGAUGAAAGAGGUGCUGUUUCCAUUAUUGAUAGAAAGAAAAAUUUAUUUAAACUUUCUCAAGGAGAAUAUGUUGCACCCGAAAAGAUUGAAAAUGUUUACCUUAAUUGCAAUAUGAUUUUACAAAUAUAUGUUCAUGGAGAUUCGUUGCGUGAUUAUUUAGUUGCAAUAAUAGUCCCAGAUCCUGAGACUUUUAUACCAUGGGCAAAUCAAUUAACUGGCGAAAAUAUUUCAGUGGGCGAUGAUGAAGGAUUAGAACGUCUUAUAAAUUAUCCAAGCGUAAAUAAAGCGUUUUUAAAAGAAAUGCAUAAACUUGGAACACAUUUUCGUCUUCGAGGAUUUGAAAAUGUUAAAGCAAUUCAUCUUGAACGUGUUCCAUUUUCAGUUGAAAAUAACCUUUUAACACCAACAUUAAAACUUAGACGUCAUGAAGCCAAAUUAUAUUUUCGUAAAAUUAUUGAAGAAUUAUACAACAAAGGUCUUCCAAAUGUUCAAACAGAUAUUAAUUCAAAAUUAUAA